GCGAAGAUUCAGCGGCUUCCGUUUUUGCUGUGCAAACCAACCCAAAGAAGGUUAAUGUUAGGUUUGUACCAUGAAGUCAACACAUGUUUCCAACUACGUGGAUACACUGAGGGAUGGGUGUUCAGUCCCGGACGUGAAGGUGCAGCGCGUGGCACUAGGGGCGCUAGCUGGACGUGGGCUCGGCCAUGGCGGCCAAGGGCAGACACCGACCGGAGCUGCGACAGAGGGCCUAUGUGCUAAUAGUGAAGGCAACGACAGUUAGUCUGUGCACAUCAUUCCUGCCGAGGCCGAGACCAGGGGGAACAAGCAAAUUCUGCGUGCCCAAACCCAAUGCAAAUGAUGGGCAGCUCCAAGCAAACAUAAACUAUGUGUGCAGCCAAGGGGUGGAUUGCCACCCUAUCAAACCGGGAGGCUCGUGCUUCAACCCGAACAACGUCCGAGCUCAUGCCACGUACGCCAUGAACGCCUUCUAUCAGACAAAGGGCCGUCAUGAUUUCCAAUGUGAUUUCUCCGGCACCGCCACCAUAACCUCUUCCAUCCCUCCAGGGAACGGUAUGUGCAAAAACCUCACCGCGAGCAAAGUUUGAAGGGCCAUUGUCGUCGUCUGCCACACAUUGCAAGCCUACUGUUGAUCGCGAGAAACACGUAACAAAACCCCUUUCCUAGA
Molecule: messenger RNA, 667 nt
Organism: Cuscuta campestris
Lineage: Eukaryota; Viridiplantae; Streptophyta; Magnoliopsida; Solanales; Convolvulaceae
Source: the annotation of a GenBank genome assembly